CUCAUCAUGCCUUAAUGUGAGGUUGAAUUGCCUUACAUCUGUACCAGAGCUGCUGUGAGAUCAGAGCUUUGCGGUAGUCGAGUUGAUGGAUUAUGAAACGAGAGCCAUUCGUCCGCCGUGUUUUUGUGUGUGUGUUCUACCACAGAGGUUACGGCGGUGAUGAGCAUGUCGGCAGCUGUGUCAGAGUUACAGACGACAGAAAGAAUGGGAAGAAAGAAAAUACAGAUUUCUCGUAUUCUGGACCAGAGGAAUAGACAGGUGACCUUCACCAAGCGUAAGUUCGGUCUGAUGAAGAAGGCGUACGAGCUGAGCGUGCUGUGCGACUGUGAGAUCGCCCUCAUCAUCUUCAACAGCACCAACCGCCUGUUCCAGUACGCCAGCACCGACAUGGACAAGGUGCUGCUCAAGUACACGGAGUACAGCGAGCCGCACGAGAGCCGCACCAACACAGACAUUCUGGAGACUCUGCGCAGGAAGGGCCUCGGCCUCGACAACGCAGAGAUCGACCCUGAGGGGAGCGCGCAGGUGGCUGCCGACAAAUAUCCUCUCAGCGAGGGCAUGGAUCUCUCUGUGGCCCGCCAGCGCUUCUACGCUCCUUCACUGCUCUCACCCGAGGCCCAGUUCCUGGUGUCCGCAGGCUGUGAGAACGGCUUCCCCAACUGCUCUGCAGCCAGCGUGGCGUCCCAGAGACCCCCCGGAUAUAAACCUGUAGGCUCCAGGCCCGGCUCGGCCAGCCCUGCUGCAUCACACGCACACACCGCGUUCAUGUCUCCACACUCCGGUAUCGGCUACUCGGUGUUGUCCCACGGCAACCUGAAUCGAGCUCUGGACAUGAAGACUCCUCCGUCUCUGAACCUGGGCGGCGAGAACCUGCGGGGGGACGCUGCUAAUCAGGCCAUGGGCGCCACACGUGUUAACCACAACUCUGCUAGGGGUCUCCUGUACCAGGGUCUGCACACUGGGAGCUCCAUGAUGGCAAUGGGCAAGUUGGGCCACAGCUUGGGAGGCUACAGCCUUCCUUCCCCUGGAACGCCCCCUGAGUACAGCCAACCUGGUUUUUAUCACUCUGUUAGUCUACAGCGAGGAGCAGUGAACCCCUGGCAAACCGUUCAGCUGCCUCAGGAGCACCAUAUAAGUCCAGGGAUGUCCAGCGGGGGGUGCUCCUUCCCUUCUCAGUGUUGCUCCUCAGCCUCCCCUCAUCUGCCCUCCCUGACCCUGAGCAUCAAAUCUGAGCGCAGCUCUCCUGAGCACAGGUCCUCGCCCACCUCCCCUCCUCUGCACCACCUCAGACAGCAUUCUCCAAUCAGCGACCUGGGCUCAGCCUGCCAAAGCCCUCCAGAAACCGGGGCGGCCAAUGGGACGAAGGAGUAUCCCAAAGCCGGCUUCCCACAGGAUGAGAAGGAAGGAGGGCAGCCGCUCAGGCAUUUAGAGAUGAGUGACGGCUGGCAGAGAUAGCUGACUGCUGCAGUCUACUGUAAGCACCACAUGUCCCAUUCACACAGCUUUCCUCCAAUCACAUGCACACAUGCACACAUGCACACACACACGUACACACACACAGACACACACACAGACACACACAAGAGGUCGAGGGGGGUUGAUUCGUCCCCAUCAUCCCAGAGAGGAACACCUUUCUUUGUCUCGUCACACAGAGCUGGACUCUCCUGGGCAAAUUAUUUCUCUGCAUCACUCGAUUAAUCCCGUGAGGAGACAGAUACAAACAGACAUUUUGCUAUUUGUUUGGUAUGUAUCUACGUUUUCUGUGAGGAGAUAAUGUGAAUCGAAGGAAAAUACAGUCGGAAACGUGUUUGUCUUGUUCUGUGACUUUAUUGAAGUUAGUCACAGCAGCACAGUGGGACCAACUGAAUUUCUCCAAAACGUGUGGACGUAUAUUUUUUGGCUUUCAAAGCGGCCUCCGGUGUUUGAGGUUUGGCGUGUUAAUUGGUAAAUAGCUGUAAAAUUACGCUCUACACUUUCUUAGUAUAAAUGUUACAAUGAAAAGCAGAUGGGAACUGGAGCAGACUCUAUAAACCAGCCAGAAGAAGCAAUCUCUCUACAGUACAAUCUGUUUGAGCCUUGAGCCCCAAACCAGCAACAUGGCCUCCCCACAUUACACAUUAAAAAUCAAUGGAGCCAUAAGAACAUCUUAAAGGAGAGUAGCAUAUUAUUUUUCAGGUUAAAGUCACUGUAAUUGGUCCCGGCCGUGAAAAGAUUCCUUAAGAAGACAUUCCUAAUUUAGGAAAUGACGAAAUCUGUUCACUCAGCACAAUGAUUCAUUCUCAAAUUCAGCUAGUAUGAGACUCUCAUGGCCACUCAAACCAAAUUAGGUAUUUUUUAAUUUAAAAUGUCCCUAUAGGCAGUGUUAGUUACAGGGGAGGUUCAGUUUAUUUGAUAUCUCACACACAAAAGUUCUUUACAAUCAAAUACAAUGAGAGUUUUGCACAAAGGAUACUGUCAAGAUUUAAUACAUUUUAUACAAAGCUAAAUCUCACUCACUAAAUUUACGAGAUCUAGAUUUGUAUUUGCAGCUGAACUAAAUUGCACAUUUUCCUCAUCAAGAUCCAUUAAUGUUUUCUGAGAAAUCAAUGAAAAUGUGGUAAACGUCCUGUCUCAUAAUGUUAAAGAAAGUGAAAAAGAAAAUUAGCUGGAUCCGCCCCCCCCCUGACCCAGAUCAAACUUAAUGGGUUCAGUUCGGUCCAGUAGCAUUUGCCUAAUGCUGCUAAGUAACACAAACAAUAACAACAUGAAAACGUAACCUCCUUGUAGCGGAGGUAAUGAGGACUGAUGAGUUUCUGUGGCGUCACAAUAAGAACAUUUAAAGUGACCUGUAUCAAAGUACACAUCGACGUGUUUAAAAAAAAAAAAAGAAGGUGAACUGACCCUUUAAAAAUCUGGGCAUCAGUGGAUCUCAGGAAUUUGAUUGUGUCCUUAAACCAAAGUUUAAGAUAUCGUUUCUUUCCAUGUUUGUGUUUAAGACUAUACUGGUGGAUGAGCUAAAUUACAGUUUAUAUUAUUCUUACAAAUAAUUAUAGUUUCAUCCUUUAAAUCGAAUAAUAUAAUAUAUAAUUCAUUACUAAGACUUAUGACAAUCUGCUUUAAAUAAAGACCAAAGUGUUUGAACACAGUCCCCAUGCAUCACAAUCAAAUACCACAACACCCAAAGAUGUAUGUAUUUAUCUAUAGCAGGUCUAUUAAAUAAUAUAAGAAUACAAUCAAUUCCUCUUUCUGAAGGGCUUAGCUUGUGUAUUGAUAUUUAGAAAUAUAUCAUAAGCUCUGUAAUGAAUGAGUCAAAUUAUUCAGAGGAUAUUUCUUUUCUUUUUUUUUACAUAUAACUUUACUUUGCACUGUGUUUCUGUGCACUUGAUAUCGGAGUGUUUUUUUUUCUUUUGGCAUAUUCAACUUUUGUCCUGAAAAUGGUAGAUAUGCAGUACUUGUAGUGUUGGGAUUGGAAUUACGCUUAUUGUCCACAAGGGGUCAUCUUCUGAGUUACAGGGCAGCCUUAACUAUUGGUGAUAAAUGAUCUAAGAAUAUCUGUGAUCGAUUAGUAGUGGUUCACUCUGCAGACUCUGUGAAGCGGCUGGUGGACGACUUCAAGCUCAAGUGCUGCUGUGGAGUUCGCUUUUCUUUCCUUUUUCAAAAUACAGUUAUGUGGUUUUAUUAUCAGCAAGAAAAAACCCAAUUUUAUAAGUAUUCUGAUGUUUUGGACUUUGUUUUCAUAUUCGCUGAACGCUUCACUAGCAGAACAGAGACAGUUUUUUUUAUUUGACAUUUGUGGUGAUUUCGUUUAAAUAAAAAAUGGUUUGAUUUGUA
Molecule: messenger RNA, 3810 nt
Organism: Pleuronectes platessa (European plaice)
Lineage: Eukaryota; Metazoa; Chordata; Actinopteri; Pleuronectiformes; Pleuronectidae
Gene: mef2b
Product: myocyte enhancer factor 2b
Exons: 9
Coding region: 160-1455 (431 amino acids)
Biological process (GO): positive regulation of transcription by RNA polymerase II
Molecular function (GO): DNA-binding transcription factor activity, RNA polymerase II-specific; protein dimerization activity; RNA polymerase II cis-regulatory region sequence-specific DNA binding
Source: RefSeq, a predicted model, not a curated record